Messenger RNA from Mizuhopecten yessoensis (Yesso scallop), 1104 nucleotides. Its product is annotated as A-kinase anchor protein 14-like. Gene Ontology annotation, molecular function: protein kinase A regulatory subunit binding. NCBI's taxonomy places the organism in Eukaryota, Metazoa, Mollusca, Bivalvia, Pectinida, Pectinidae. Gene Ontology annotation, cellular component: cAMP-dependent protein kinase complex. The transcript has 6 exons. The record is from RefSeq and is a predicted model, not a curated record. Bases 141 to 722 code for a protein of 193 amino acids.
UUGGCUUAAACCAGACCCCGGCUCAUGGUAACGUUGACAUAAACAAUAUGGAAGUUGGAUAUAUUAUGAUUUGCCGAACAACUGACAUGUGAGCGAUUAUAUAUAUAUUCCAGGAUAGCUACUGAAUACACAGUGACAUAAUGUCAUCUGAUGAUAUCUAUGCCGACCAGGCCAAACAUCUGGUGGAUGAGGUCAUUGAUCAUGCCAUUAAAAGAUUGGAGACCAGCCUUUCCUUAAAUGAAAGGGAAAAAACUUUUGAAUCUAUUCGUAUUUCAUCAGAGGUUAAUUCCAGGCAAUCUACUUUCGUCAAAGAAGAAAACUAUGAAGUGAAAGACGUGAAAUGGUUAACUAUUGAUGAAUUUACUGAAGAAAAGGCGGAACAGAAAAUCCAUGACUUUAUCAAGACGUGGCAAUAUGAGAACAGCUGGCAGUACUGUAUAGACUUCCUUGGUGAGGAUCCACAUGAUUAUGACACACGGUACCGAUUUCGAGUUCGGUGGAGCAUUCCUACACGAAGAAAACCAAUUCCUCGUGCCACCGCAUGUGUAUACUUCUCAUUUGUCGUGUCAACUAUUAAACCAAAACAUUACCCUGUUGAUGUGUUGUUUGUCUUUGAAGGAAACAGACUUGUACACAAGCCUGGACAGAGCAGAUUCCGCGAAAAAUGGCUGAAAGACAUUAUUGAAAGCAAAGUGAUGAUGAUGCAGAUGGUUGAAUUUUAGGAAACUUGUUAUUCACCGGGAUGUCAUACACAACAAUCAUGUUUUUAAAAUGUUGAAGGGAUUUGUAAGGAAAUGUGAAAAGAGUGAAUGAUAAACAGUUUACAUUUUUGUCUAAAAAAAUCCAGAAACUUUGGAAAACAAGGUUUAGGAAGAGUUGUCCUUCUUUGACCUGCGUCAAAAUGACAAGUUCCUCCGCAAAAUGUUCAGUCGGAUUUUUAUAAUUAUGAAACUACCUAUACCAUCAUACAAUUAAUGUCCUUAUGUAUACUUCUUGAAGUAUGGUUAGAUAAGUCUUAAGCUACUGUGAUAGUAUGCCAUAUCAAAAUGGUGUGUUACAUUGUAAAUAGAUAUGAAUAUUAUAUUCAUUAAAAUGUUGUACAUG